UCUUAGCUUUAAAGAAAUCUGAACAUUUCAGAAAUGAACACAUUUAGAAAAGGACAAGUCUUAUGAAUGGCUAUAUCAUAAGAUCAAAACACGAAGACAAAUGCUGAAUCUGAAAAUUUGAAGAUUUGAAAAUUGUCAACGACAAAUCUUCUCAAAAGUGUUCAAUUCAAUUGAGCGGAAUUCCAAAUCAGAACGGAUUCAAGUCGUUUAUGUUAGCAUUUUUGCUGAGCGGUUUCGUUUUCUUCACUUCCGUUCAACGAGUCCUGGUGGAGUUUUGCGAAGCAGACUCUUAUACUGACGGUUGUAGCGUGCCAUUUGGCUUAGACACGCCAUUCAAAGAAAUUUUUACAAAGGCCUGUAAUAAACACGAUACAUGUUAUGGAUGCGGCUACCAUUUCAAUUGGUCUCGUGCCCUAUGCGACGCAGCAUUCCUACGGGACAUGAAGAACCUGUGCAGACCACCAGCUCCAUCACGCAAGCGAAGAUUUGUCGCAGCGCUCAUGGAAUUAUGGGAUUUACUACGUGGAAUAAGUAAAAAGGAGAAAAGAUGUCGCAUGAUGGCGGAUGUUUAUUACGAUGGAGUGCGAAUGUUUGGCGAGUCACAUUAUGCAAACGUUCACUAUGCUUACUGCUAUACGGAAUGUGCAAAGUUACACGGAAGCCCUUUUGUAACACUUAAACGAAGACAACGAUAAAGUUGCGUGUGAUAUAUACAGUGUUUUCGCUUAAAUAAACCUGUAAAUGAUUUGUAUUUUAGCUUGGAGAUCUUUUUAAAGCACGCUAUUUCAUAUAAUCAUUAGCAUGAUUUGUAUUUUAGCUUGGAGAUCUUUGUAAAGCACGCUAUUUCAUACAAUCAUAA
Messenger RNA from Xenia sp. Carnegie-2017, 859 nucleotides. RefSeq names its product conodipine-P1-like. Gene Ontology annotation, molecular function: A2-type glycerophospholipase activity. The record is from RefSeq and is a predicted model, not a curated record. Gene Ontology annotation, biological process: phospholipid metabolic process; arachidonate secretion. The transcript is spliced from 2 exons. The coding region runs from base 210 to 695 and encodes 161 amino acids. NCBI's taxonomy places the organism in Eukaryota, Metazoa, Cnidaria, Anthozoa, Malacalcyonacea, Xeniidae.